GUGGCUUUGGGCCGAUUGCCGCCGCUCUUCGUGGCCUCCCGCGCCCACCGAACGCCCGGGCGUGAGGUUCCGGAGGCACCGAGGGCCGAGGAGGCGACGAACUAGAGAAAUAGGGGGUUUUCAUGGGCUGUCUCGUGCCAUGGCGCUUCCUCCUCUUCGUCGGACGAAGCGAAACGAACGAGGACGGACGCGAGAUGGACGGGAGCCAGUACUGCAUCCUGUGGAACAACUACCACGGUUCCCUGGUGAACACCCUCAGCGGCCUACGACGAGAGGGCGACCUGGUGGAUGUGACGGUCGUGUGCGGGGACGGAAACAAGGUUCGCGCCCACCAGCUGAUCCUGGCGGCUUGCUCGACGUACUUUCGGGAUUUCCUGAGGGAUAAUCCAUCCAAGCAUCCUAUCGUCCUUUUGCCGAUGGAGAUCCGAUACCCAGAGCUGAAGGCCAUGGUGGAUUUCAUGUACACGGGUCAGGUCUGUGUCAACCAGGAGCGUCUCCAGGCGUUUAUCAGGGGGGCUAGAUAUCUCCGGAUUAAAGGCUUGGAGGACAACGCAGAUGACAGUGAUAUGGAGGAUUUAGCCCCAGAUAUGGAAAAUGAUAAGCCAUCCCUGGGAGUUUCAACUGGCGGUGUGUCUGUGUCCGUUGGAAGUGGUGGAGAGUCUGGAGCUACAACUACAGUGAAAGGAAGAAGGGUAAAGGACCACAGAUACACUCAGCAUGUUGAACUUGGCGAUUCUGACGAAAACCGCGAGAAAUGGGAAGUGGUCGACCGCAAGCCAGUGAUUCUCCCCCGUGCCCAGCCUCCACCUCCCCCAGGUUCAGGCAUGAGGAGGAGACGCAGAGCCAGAUCAGCACUCCGGAAGAGGGCCAUGCACCUGAGCAACCACAUCGUGUGUUAUGAGCAGCGGACAGACGGUUCUGAUGGAGGACACGAGAGAUCAGAACCCAUCAACAAAAUAAGAAGAUUAGGUUCACCUGGGCAUUUCCACGACAAUGACUUGGACAUCUGCACUUGUACGUCACGCAAAAUUUGGUCAGUGAGAGACACAGAGGCACUGCUCAGAGUCUGGCGAGAAACUCUCACGCAGGUCCCACCAUCAUACUUCAUUCGGUCGAUGGCUCUUUGCAAACGUGUUGCCAGGAGAUUGCAAGGUCGCGGCAUUCAGAAAAAUUGGCGUCAGUGCCAGGUUAAGAUGAAGAAUUUGCGCAGAGAGGUGAGAUUGUACAAAGAAUCAGUUGGCAGAAAUAAUUCUCGCAAGCCUUCAGAAGUGGCGACAGCCUGUGAGAAAUUAUUACCUGACAUUGAAGAUAUCUUUAACAAGGAAGAGGAGAUUCGACGGGAGUGGUACCAGAUGAGAGCGGAAGAGCGGCUAAAGGCAGAAGGCAGAUUAGUGGAUGGAGAGGCAGCACCUGCUGAUAUCCUAGCCCAGGUUGCCGUCCUUGCCGACUCAGACUUGUGCGAUGAGGAUACAGAUGCCCAGGAGUGCGUGGCAGGAGACGGGUUGGAAACGGAGGGAGAGGCUGGUGCUUUUACUGAGGGAGAAGGCUUCACUGAAGGCGAGGGUGGCUUCGAGGAGGAGGUUGACACACACACACACGUCGUACACACACAGGACGACACGGCAGUCCACCACAUUGUCGAGGACGUUACAUUACAAGUUGUUACAAAACAGGAACCUCAGUCUGGCACAGAAAUUUAAAUGUCUAAGAGAACCUGGGAAGGACAGAAUAAUGAGGCUACAGCUGGUCCCACGUUUUUGAGCAUUGGCACACUCCACUGGUGCACAGCAUUGAAUGUAUGUGUAUAUUCAUGUUCAUAGAGAGUUAUGAUAUCAGUUUGUCAUGAUGUCAUAUAUGUGACAAUGUUUCUUCUUUUCUUUUUUUCAUUUGUUUUAUCUUUUUCUUUAUGAAAAUUACAAGAAUUAUUGAAGGGGGAUAUGACAAUUGUAUUUAUAUUUUUUAUGUACUGUUUGUCUAUUCCUUUAAUGUAUAUUAUUCUUGAUGAGUAUACAAUCCUUUUUGUUUCAUUAAUUGAUGUUAAUCUAUUGUAUACUUUUCUGUCAAUGUUCUAUUUUUUUGUCAUAUUUAGCUAUUUGUAUUUCAUUCUUACUUUUUUUUCCAUUUUGUGUAAUUUUAUUGUAUAUUGUUUUCAAAGCCAAAUAUAACAGUAUGGAAGGAAAUCAGCAGGAAGAAUAAGCAGUAUUUAGACAGGACUAGUGACAUUAUUUGAAAUUAAUCAUAAUUAAGAGAUAUUGUUUUUUAUAGAUAUAUGUAUAUAAGUAAUAUAAAGCACAUACAAUUAUCAGCUUUAAAGGCAUGCAUAUAAUAAGAAUGAUAUGUAUAGGUAUUGUGAGAAAGUUUGUAGCAAAGUUUUGAGGCAACUGCACUACUUUUCAGAGAGAGUUUAAUGAUCAAUUCCUAAUUUCAGAAAUGUCAGAUUGUGUCUUUGGUAUCAGAUAUUGCUCUGGUGCAUUUGUAGAAAAAUGUAUAAAAUUGGUUAAAUUAUGGUAUCAUAUUUGGAGCGCUGGAAAGGUUAUUCCAUGUCAGGUCAUGCAUUUAUCAUAUACUGUGAGUUAUGAUUUAAAAAUAUACAGAUCUCAUUCUUUUACAUCUUC
This is a messenger RNA of Penaeus monodon (black tiger shrimp), 2615 nucleotides long. RefSeq lists its product as uncharacterized. Gene Ontology annotation, biological process: regulation of transcription by RNA polymerase II. Lineage: Eukaryota; Metazoa; Arthropoda; Malacostraca; Decapoda; Penaeidae. The record is from RefSeq and is a predicted model, not a curated record. The transcript is spliced from 12 exons. Gene Ontology annotation, molecular function: protein binding. The coding region runs from base 123 to 1700 and encodes 525 amino acids. Gene Ontology annotation, cellular component: nucleus.